AUGCUCCCGACUCUGGUUCUAUUAGCGAAAGGGCUCGCGGGGGUGGAGACUUGGGCGGAUCUGUCUUCUGAGACUUUACCCCUCUCCAGGGAGAGCACCAAGGAGACCAGGAAAAUGGCCACCGGGCUCCUGAGAGCCAAAAAAGAGAUGAGAAUUACCCGCCAUUCCAUCUUGACUGUCAACAGGAUGGAUCAGUUACCUUUUCUUGCCCUGGAGGCUGCCAUAUCAAAGCCAGAAAUUCAACCUUCUCCCUCCUGCCUUCAGAUAUUCUCCAGUAGGCAAGCCCUCAGCCAACAUGUGUGGUUCAGCCAUCUCCCUCAGCUGUUUUCGUGUUUGUGUACAGAAAAUCAUCCCCAUCCGGGGAAAUACUAUGCAGAUGAUCAGAAACAACAGCAGGAAAAACUCUUUGAUCAAUCCUACUUGAACAACACAGCGGAAAUUCAAGAGAAAGAAGAUUCUAAGCCCCUGUUUGGAAGAGUAAGCAAAAGUGGCACUUCACAAACAUUCUCUAGCCCACCUGACAAACAGCCAGUAAGGUCCAAGGAAGACAUCACAGUGAUGGAUAUAAGGCCUAAGCCAGAACAGAAAGCAGACUUUGAAAACAAAGUAUUGCACGGUUUAGAAGUCUCAAGAUUUGGAGCAAUCAAAUAUGAAGACUUUGGGCCAGGCUUUACCAAGGAGUCAAACCUACUUAACCUCCAGAAAACACAAACAGGGAAAAUACCUCACUUGUACUCCAAGUGGGGACAAAACUUUAGCAGUAUGUCAGUUCUCAUCAAAAACCGGACAUGCUCUGGGGAAAAGCCUUAUGUGUGCAGCAAAUGUGAGCGAGGCUUUUCCUGGAAGUCAAACCUCAUCACACACCAGAGGACACACUCAGGGGAGAAACCUUAUGUGUUCAAGGAUUGUGGACGAGGCUUUACUUGGAAGUCAAACCUCUUCACACACCAGAGGGCGCACACUGGUGAGAAGCCUUAUGUUUGCAAGGAAUGUGAGCAUGGCUUUCACCAGCAUUCACACCUCAUCAGACGUAAGAGGACAGAUUCAGGAGAGAAGCCUUAUGUUUGUAGGGAGUGUGAGCAAGGCUUCAGCCGGAAGUCUCACCUCAUCAGACACUUAAGGACACACACAGGAGAGAAGCCGUAUGUAUGCACAGAAUGUGGGCGUCACUUUGGCUGGAAAUCAAACCUCAAGACACACCAGAGGACACACUCAGGAGUUAAACCUUAUAUGUGCCUAGAGUGUGGGCAGUGCUUUAGCCUGAACUCACACCUUAACAAACACCAAAGGUCACACACAGGGGAGAAGCCAUUUGUGUGCACAGAGUGUGGGCAGGGUUUUACCCGGAAAUGUACUCAUCAUCGGAGAACACACUCGGGAGACUUCAUGUGCAGGGAGUGUGGGCGAGGCUUUAGCAGGCAGUCACACCUCAUUAGACACCACAGGACACAUUCAGGAGAGAAGCCUUAUAUCUGCAGGAAGUGUGGACGGGGCUUCAGUAGGAAGUCAAACCUCAUCAGACACUAG
Molecule: messenger RNA, 1527 nt
Organism: Lepus europaeus (European hare)
Lineage: Eukaryota; Metazoa; Chordata; Mammalia; Lagomorpha; Leporidae
Product: zinc finger protein 875-like
Biological process (GO): regulation of transcription by RNA polymerase II
Molecular function (GO): DNA-binding transcription factor activity, RNA polymerase II-specific; RNA polymerase II cis-regulatory region sequence-specific DNA binding
Source: RefSeq, a predicted model, not a curated record